Messenger RNA from Vespa mandarinia (Asian giant hornet), 1242 nucleotides. It is a transcript of the gene ics, whose product is annotated as ras suppressor protein 1. The record is from RefSeq and is a predicted model, not a curated record. Gene Ontology annotation, molecular function: protein binding. Gene Ontology annotation, cellular component: cytoplasm. Lineage: Eukaryota; Metazoa; Arthropoda; Insecta; Hymenoptera; Vespidae.
CUAAGUAAGGAGUUGUAAGUAGUCACAGGUUCAACAGCGACAAAGUGAUUACAUAUGGUUUUAUUUAAAGCUUUCUGACGUGUGUGUGCGGAAACGAUUGCGCGCGCAAUGAAUCAAGCACCAGUAUCGUGUAUUCCUGCGGGGAAGAUGUCAAAGGCGAAAAAAGUGCUCGAUGAAGCAAGAGAGAUCCAAAAUCCUGAACUGGAUCUCGUCGACAAGGGCAUUGCAUCUUUCGAAGAGAUGCCAGGAUUGCUUAAUAUGAUCAAUGUAACCAGAUUAUCAUUGAGUCAUAAUAAAAUACAAGAGGUACCUCCAGGACUGGCUAAUUUAGUCAAUUUGGAAAUAUUAAAUCUAUUUAACAAUCAUAUCACCGAAUUGCCUAUUUCUUUAUCUCAGAUGCCAAAACUAAGAAUCCUUAAUGUAGGGAUGAACAGAUUAGAUAUAUUACCUCGUGGAUUUGGUGCCUUUCCAGUGCUAGAAGUUUUGGAUCUAACAUAUAAUAAUCUCAGUGAAAAGAAUUUACCUGGAAAUUUUUUUAUGAUGGAAACAUUAAGAGCUCUCUACCUGGCCGAUAAUGAUUUUGAGUAUUUACCACCUGAAAUUGGACAAUUAAAGAAUCUUCAAAUUCUUGUAUUAAGAGAAAAUGAUUUAGUGGAAUUACCAAAGGAAAUUGGGGAAUUAAGUCGUUUAAGAGAAUUGCAUAUACAAGGAAAUCGUUUAACUGUUUUACCUCCAGAAUUAGGAAACUUGGAUCUAGUGAGCAACAAAGCUGUAUUUAGAAUGGAAUUUAAUCCUUGGGUAACACCAAUUGCUGAUCAGUUACAAGUCGGUAUAUCUCAUGUAAUAGACUACAUUCGUUCAGAAACAUAUAAAUACGUUUACAGUCGACAUCAAAGCGCUAAAGGACCGCCACCUCCAAUCGAGAAUGAUAAAAGCAAAAAAAUUUCACGUGCUCGUUAAUAUUACAAAUAUUUGAUGUGCUUAAUGAUUUAACGCUAAAGAUAAUGAUUUUAAUCCAUUCACUGCCAGUAAUAUCGUAUAUACAAUAACAUGUAACUAAAAUCGGUGCCUUAUCUGUAUUUUAUAUGAUAUUGUUAAUUAUAUUUUUUAAUGCUAUAUAAAGGAUACAAGUAUUUAUUAAAUAUAAUACAUAUAUGAAAGUGUACGUAAAAGAUAUAAACAUAAUUUGAAUAAUGUUAUUAUUGCAUGGCUUUAAAUGUGAUUAAUGUAAAUAAGAGAUAU